CUCGGCGCAGCUACGAAUGACUGUAACCCUGGUAAAUCCAGGCAGUGGAGCAUGCAAUGGCCGCCUAAGCGGCCUAAGACGAGACCGACUUUUGAUGUCGUACAGCUGGAAGACUUCCGAAUGCAUUAGGUACCCAUCACCUGGCGCCUAAACGAAACCAUGCUUGGGUCCAACCGCAAUGUGAGGCUGCGAGUAUUGAGUUCUUUUCCAAGGAGUCUUGACGCCGAUUGGUGGUACCCUGUAAGAUGACCUUGAUGUGUUGCCUUUGAUUCGACUUACCAGACGGAUAGAACCAAUCUAGCGGAUUACUGGUCAACCUCUGUCGCUUAACGAUUUGCACGUGCGACACUGACAGACUCAUCUUCAUCAUUGGGCUGUUAUACACAAUAACUCUGAACACAGCAAUCCGUCAUCAUGGAUCCGGAGACGGCUCGUCAUGAAAAUAGCCAGAAGCAAGCGGAAGACCAUACGACGAAACAAGGAUCCCCACAGACUCCCGCACUUAAGGACAAACUGGCCAGCGAGACCCAUUUGCGCCGCUUCACGGAGAAUGUAUUGGACUCCAGGCAACAGGAGAUUGAGAAUCGGGAAUCAGAAAAGGGCCAGCUUGCAGUAGAGGCGGAAACUCUCAGAAGACAACUUGCGGUCACCCAGCGGCAGCUCGCAGAGGCUCAGGAUCAGAUCUUUCGUCUACAGCCUAGGAGAAGAGAUAUCACAGAAGCAGAGGCUAGAGAAGCCUACAAGAUCCUAGUUGGGAAUGUCCAGCGCUGGGUUGAAAACCGUGCUGCAUAUGCUAUUGAGGAUCUGGAAAUUAGCCGCCUUGCUGCCAGAGCAUCCUCUCCAGAAGGGCUGCGACUCGUUUCUCUUCUCAGGGAACAGUCAAGACGAUGCUUGAAUGUUACGCAGUCUGACGAAUUUCACAUCACUGGGGUCAUCAUGAACUAUCUCCACGUUACUCUGUUCUCAAAGUCCUUUUAUUGUCCUCUCGAUGAUACGGAAGGUGACGGAACGUCGAGAUGGGUUGAUGAUCUCGAGAAUACUAUGUCCCGACUGCCAAGAGAUACAGCUCAUUGUAGGGAAUGGAGAAGCGAGACGCUGACUGCCUUAACUCACCAACCAUCUUUCAGAACGCGCCGGCAAAGAUUUCUGAAUUUUGUUGUUGACGAUCUGACAACUUUACUCUCAAUCAUUGCCCCGAAAAGUCCUCCCGCUGAACUGCAUAGUUCUGUUCGUCGAAGCAUUGUAGAACCUGCAGCAGAUCUCGCUCAUCAGCUUCACCUGGCGCCCAGUGUAUUUUCAUUGAAGUGGCCUGCUCGCACAGCUGCGACGAGGUUGGAGGUUUACCAAUGCUUGAAUCUAGCGAAUGGAGGAGCAAUUCUUGACUUGAGUGGAACAAAGGCAGCUUCUCAAGCACGCCGCGGUGUCAUAUAUCUCUUUGAUAUAGCUCCCGGGCUUUUCGUCGAGAGAGUCGAGGGUGGUAGAAAGCUCGGGCUGAAAGCAAUUGUUAAACCCACAGUUCUCGUCACCAACUCUGGUGGGGAUGUGCUCCAGGGCCCAACAAUAAUGAGUUUCCUAUGGAAUAAUACGCCAACUUCUCAAGGAACCAGUCGAAGCUCAUCAAGAGCAUCAAGUUCAAGGAGGCCAGCUGGAUCUGUCAUAUCGGCAUCAAGCAGACAAAGAUAUUAGUCCUUGUUUUAUGAAAUUGUGUUCUUGUAAGGCGUAGAAGUCAGCAAACAGAGACAACAGCAUUAAAAAGAUAAAACGAUAACUGGAGAAGAAUAAAACGCACGUAUGCUACUUUUAUUGUCUGAAGGAUAUCAUAUUUGGGUAUUUUAAGGAAACUGGGCUAGAAAUGCUUUUAUCGAUACCAAUAACCACCAUAACCUUCCUGAUGAGUAACGAUUACCGGUAUACUGCGAACUCGGCGGGUUGGCCGAGGAGGUAGAGGCGGUGGUGGGGCGCCAACUUCUGAUGCAGGUCGCCGCCGACCAGAAACAGGAACCUGUAGAGUGUUUCCGGGGUAAUGUGGCGCGAGUGGCCUUGGGGGAAGUGGUGGUGCUGAUGACCGUGACUGUGAAGGCCGCCCGAGCCUCUCAGGCACAUUCGAUGCGGCGUUCCUGGUCAAGCGCUGACCUUGAACCACCUGAGGUUGAAGGUGCAGGGGUCUUUGGCCAGGUGUCCUGUUGUUUGGCGGUGAUAAUUCUCUCCCUCUGGGAGGAGUUGCUCGCUUGACCUCGCGGGCAGCUUGCUUCACCUUCUUUGCGGGAUUCGGAACUUUUCUCACAACUUUUGGCUUCGGCGGUGCGGUAGCUUUCGCAGGCCCAGUUGCCUCUUUGUCUCCUGAGGUCUGGCCAGUCGGUGCUGGAAUGAAAGGUCGAACACAGUUGCUGAUAUAAUCAUUGGUGACCCCUAAGGAUGUGGCAUCAACAAUGCCUG
Molecule: messenger RNA, 2436 nt
Organism: Fusarium odoratissimum NRRL 54006
Lineage: Eukaryota; Fungi; Ascomycota; Sordariomycetes; Hypocreales; Nectriaceae
Exons: 3
Coding region: 415-1686 (423 amino acids)
Source: RefSeq, a predicted model, not a curated record